AUGGCUGUUCAAGGUAUUCCGUCACUCAUUCCAGCCUUUGGGGCACCAGACUAUCGAGACUGGCUGCGACUGCCCGCAAUGGAGUCAAAUGAGGAGAAAGAUGUCAUAUUUAGGCGCGAAAUCAUUCCCUAUCUCAACAACUACGCCGAAGGCGCAUCAAACUUUGACGACGCGCUACUCGAGCUUGAAAGGGAUCCAAAUGCAGCAACAAUCACUCUAGCCGACUUCGUGAAGCACCUUGCUGGCACGAUAAUUACAGUUGCCUGGCAAGAGAAUAUGCGCGCCUUUGUGCAAAGAGCACAAGACCCAGAAUCGAGGCUGAAUGACCACUGGAUGACGGAGGUACUGGAGGGCUUUGAACUAGCUCUUCCAAAGCUUACGAAGGAUCCACUAUGGUGGGUGCUGUGCGGACGACUGAGACUUUUCAGCCUCCAGGUUGGUUGCACUUCUGCACCGCAGGAUCCUUUGGGCUGUGUCUCUGCGGUGCGUGCCCAUGUUAGUUCCAGAAUCUCUGCGGCUGGGAGUGCAAGCCUCAGAGAAACUCGGGUCCAAACACAAAGAAAGCGACAGCAUGAAGAUUAUCAAGUCGCAUGGAUCUGUCCGUUGGAAGUAGAGCAGAUCGCUGCAUUGGAAAUGCUCGACGAACAGCAUGAGCCUCUAUCCCAGCCUCGCACAGACUAUAAUGUCUAUACUCUUGGCAGUAUUGGGAGCCACAACGUGGUAAUUGCAGGAUUGCCUCAGACAGGCAAUAACUCAGCUGCUGCAGUUAUUACUCAAGCGAGAACAACAUUUCCGAACCUAAGAUUCUGUCUCUUAGUGGGAAUCGGAGGCGGUGUACCAACAACAACUGACAAUGGGAUGAUCCGACUCGGUGAUGUUGUGGUCAGCAAGCCAACAGGGGAGCACUCGGGUGUGCUGCAAUACGACCAUGGAAAAGCUGAAGUGGCUCGUUUCAUUCGCACUGGUGCGCUAGCUCCACCGCCAACAAUACUUCUUAGCGCUGCUCAGGCUCUUGCCGCUCAACGCGCAAGGUCCAGGAAGGACUCUAUACUGGAUAAUAUCGAACGGAUUGAUACCAACAUCAGAGGGCUGCGGAGGUAUAUGCGUCCAGGUUCAGCUCUAGACCACCUGUACCGAGCUGAAUAUACGCAUCUUGACCCGAAACUUCCCUGUGCACAGUGUGGAUGUGAUCCAUCCCAGCGUGUGCAGCUCAUUGAUAAUGAAGAUGAUGAUCAUUUUGUGGUUAUUCACAGGGGCAUCAUUGCCUCUGGCGAACUGGUUAUCAAAGACGGUAAGCUGAGAGAUGAUCUAGCCAAACAGUAUAACAUCCUGUGCUUUGAAACAGAAGCUGCAGGUGUGUUAGUAAAUUUCCCCUGCCUCGUUAUUCGUGGUAUCUCAGACUAUUGUGACAGUCAUAAGAAUGAUUACUGGCAUGGGUACGCUGCUGCCGCUGCUGCGGCAUAUGCAAGAGAGCUUAUCUUUUACAUUCCAAAUGAUGUAUCGACCUGA
Molecule: messenger RNA, 1509 nt
Organism: Aspergillus lentulus
Lineage: Eukaryota; Fungi; Ascomycota; Eurotiomycetes; Eurotiales; Aspergillaceae
Biological process (GO): nucleoside metabolic process
Molecular function (GO): catalytic activity
Source: RefSeq, a predicted model, not a curated record